Molecule: messenger RNA, 1080 nt
Organism: Paecilomyces variotii
Lineage: Eukaryota; Fungi; Ascomycota; Eurotiomycetes; Eurotiales; Thermoascaceae
Product: concanavalin A-like lectin/glucanase domain-containing protein
Exons: 2
Coding region: 1-1080 (359 amino acids)
Biological process (GO): carbohydrate metabolic process; fungal-type cell wall organization
Cellular component (GO): fungal-type cell wall
Molecular function (GO): glycosyltransferase activity; hydrolase activity, hydrolyzing O-glycosyl compounds
Source: RefSeq, a predicted model, not a curated record
AUGACGUUCCUUCUCCUUCUCGGCCUCCUGGCCACCAGCAUCUCCUCCGUUACGGCGCAGACCUGGACGAACUGUAACCCGCUGAACGUGACCUGUCCCCCUGAUCCAGCUUUGGGUACCAAUGCCACCUUCAAUUUCACAUCUUCGCUUGACGACAAGAUUUGGAAUAUCACAAACGGUGCCAUUGAUUACACGGACAAAGGUGCAGAGUUUUCUAUCGCCAAAAGACUGCAGUCGCCGACGGUCCAGUCCAACUUCUACAUCUUCGGCGGCAUUGUCGAGUCCAUCGUGCAGGCCGCCCCAGGUCGAGGUAUCGUCAGCAGUGUGGUCCUGCAAUCUGACGAUUUGGAUGAGAUUGAUUGGGAGUGGGUGGGAUACGACACCACCCAUGUUCAGUCCAACUACUACAGCAAGGGCGUCGCUACUUAUGGUCGUGCGGAAUUCCACGAGGUCAACGGCAGCGCUACAACCGGCUUCCACAACUAUACCACGUACUGGACACACGAGAAGCUGGAGUGGUGGAUUGACGGGCAGCUCCAGCGGACGUUGACCUACGAUAAUGCUACCAACGGAACGACAUUCCCCCAGACCCCUAUGAACAUCCGAUUGGGUGUCUGGCCUGCAGGCGAUCCUAAGAACCCGAUAGGUACUAUCGAAUGGGCUGGCGGCGAGGUUGACUACGAAGCUGGACCUUACAACAUGUACAUCCAGCGGGUGCGAGUACACGACUUCUCCACCGGCAAGGAAUACAAGUACACGGACCGCAGUGGCACCUGGGGGAGCAUCGAGACUGUGCAGGGUAACUCCACCAUUGAAAAGGAGAUCAAUAAGCCGCCAGCAGAGUCAGUGAGCCAGAAAUGGGCCAAGCUGCCUAGCGGUGCCAAAAUCGGCAUUGCCUGUGCCAUUGCUGGCGUUGGCGCAUGCGCGCUUGGCCUUUUCGCCUUCUACUGCGUCAAGCAGCGACGAGCUGGUCGCGCUGAGUAUAACUUGGAGAACAGCAAGUUUGACACUAACAGGACGGAGAUGUCGAACUUCCAGUCGCAAUGGAGGCAAAGUGGAUACCAGCCUGUCCGUAAUUAG